Molecule: messenger RNA, 1343 nt
Organism: Symbiodinium pilosum
Lineage: Eukaryota; Dinophyceae; Suessiales; Symbiodiniaceae
Source: the annotation of a GenBank genome assembly
GAAUAGGUGGGCGAAUCUUGGACGAGGACCUCAGCAAGCAAGGUAAAGCCGAUGAUGUUAUUGAGCUCGGUGGCCAGUGGCUGCAUGAUACGCACGACGGGGUCCUCACCUUACUGCAGGAACUAGGCUUCGAGCUCUAUCAGCCCGGACAGCAAGCAGGCUGGCAGAAAUUUCCCUGUGGCGGCAACUGCCCGGAGCGAGUUUCCACAAGUGAGGGCUGGGUGAACGCCUCGAGCAUGCAUGGGAAGAUGGUCGUGCCCAUGACGAUGGAAGAGACGUACGCCUUCGAGGAGGCUCUGGCGGCGGUGGCAAAGGACAUCUCGAACACGCCUUGUACAGAGCCAUUGUCCCACCCCAAGGCCAAGCUCUUCGACUCACUCUCCUACGACGCCUACCUCCGUGAGCAUCACAAGCUCGAUGCAUUUCCGAAUGUCUACAGCAAGUUGGCAGACCAAUGCCUGGAAGCGGAAGCCGCGAAGCACGUCUCGGCACUGCACUGUCUUUGGAAGGCAAGUUGCAAUGGCGGGCUGCACACGAAAGGCGUUCAAUAUCGAGUCCGAGGGGGCCCACAGGCCCCCCUACGGCGCCUCGCCGCUCAAAUGCCCCAUGCGGCCCUUCAUCUGGGUGCUGCGGUGUCGGCCAUCGAGCAGAACGAAAAACACACGAAGCUAAAAGUUCUGGUGGCCAAUACAUCUCAGGAAGUCCUUGCAAGGCAUGUUGUUCUGGCCGGGCUUCCGCCGCACCAGAUCUUGGGAAUCCAGUUUGAACCGAAUCUCCCAGAAGAAGUCGUCCAGCUGCUGCAUGGCCUGUCGCUUGGUUCCAUCCGCAAGUAUUCCUUGGUGUACAAGACUCCGUGGUGGCGGGCCAAGGGCUACAGCGGUUCCCUCCGAUAUGUCAACUACUCCUUGCCAUCUUUGGACGCUCAACGGUGCUUUGACAACUCUCCUUAUUCCGGGUCCAAAGGAGUUCUGACCUGCAUGACCACCGGCGACGUGAAUCGGGGCUUACAGUCGCUCUCCAGGGAGGUGCGCUUUGAAACUUUGCAAAGCAUGGUCCGCGAAGCCUUGGGUUCUCCAGAGGAGGAAGAUGGGUUUCCACGAGUGGUGGAAAAAGAUUGGAGCAAAGAUGCCCGCUCUGGUGGAGCAAACGUGUUCUACUCACCUGGAGCUUUCGCAACUUCCUGGCCAGGGACGUCCAAGGUGUUCUUUCACCACCGGCUUGACAACUCGAUUUGGAGUGCUGGCGCAGACUACUCAAGCACGAGCCACGGCUACAUGGACGGAGCUAUACUGAGUGGCCAGGCUGUUGCAAGACUUCUUGUACAGAAGCUGCGCGCCUCCUGA